Messenger RNA from Darwinula stevensoni, 1147 nucleotides. NCBI's taxonomy places the organism in Eukaryota, Metazoa, Arthropoda, Ostracoda, Podocopida, Darwinulidae. The record is from the annotation of a GenBank genome assembly.
AUGUGAUUGGAAACGGGCGUAUGUGCUCGCGUUCCGUCGUGAUAGGGAUGGAAAGACUUUAAUUCUUUUUUUUCGAGGUUUCUUUUGCGUCGUUGGGUUCCUCGCGUGAAGCCUUGAUCGGUCGAAGUGCGAAUUUUGGUUUGGCAACACUGCGUCGGGGAUUUCCGGUCUCGCAUCCGUGGCCGUCGCGGGUUUUUCGAGUCGAUUUGGGAUUUCGGUGACGUUCGUGUUUUGUCGUUUUAGAGAACCCGCCGGAAGACACUUUGUUCGUGGUCGUGACUGCGUGUUGCAUCGGUGGGGCCGUCCUCGGGAUCGUCUUCGCUCUGCUGUUCUAUCGAUACAGGCAGCUGUCCUUAAAAUGCGGCUCCGAGAGAGGCGAGACCGGAAGCUGCAGCAAAUACAGCAUGAAGACCUCCGCGACGGAAUCGGUGAUCUACGGGAACCCAGGCCCCCCCUCGCGCGCCCUCUGGGCCGGAAUCCGCACGACCGACACGAACCACUACACCGUCGACAACCUGCAGCCCGCAUCCCAGAAGAUGAACCUGUCGGACUACGCCUACGCCAGACCGAAAUCGAGCACGGACUCGGACAUUUCCUUCGACAACGUGGGCUUCGAAGACGCUCCCCCACCCGGUCACCACAGGACGUUACGAGUUCCCAUCUGCUACGAAAGUUUUGUGCUUAAACCAGUGGGAGUUCACGAGCCUCCACCACCUCCAAGCCACCCUCCACCUUCGAGCCACCCACCACCUCCAAGUCACCCUCCACCUCCACCUCCUUACCUCUCGCCCGCCUCGUAUCGACGGGGCACCCCGCCGUGCUACACGAGCACCCCGAGGUUGGGUGCCCGGACCGUGGUGAGGAUCCAGAACGGGUCAUGCCCUCGAAUGUGAUCUGUUUUCAUCUGGUGUAUGCCCUCAUGACUCGACAGUAUUAGAUUCAUGUUCAUCGCCUGUGAUUCACUCCAUUUCCUGAGCUCAAGCCAAUCAAAGAUCUCAUCUUCCUUCCUGCGAUUGGAGGCUCAUUGGAGGCUCUUUUAGUGGGAGAGACUUAGGCGUCGCCCUUCCGAAGCAGCUUAGGAUUUCACUUGCCUUGUCCUGUACACUCACGAGUUAGAAUAAAAGCUCAACUUCUCAUUCCUUUCGGU